AUGCAGCAAUGUGCGCCAUUGCCAUUGCCAUUGCCACGUCCGCCUCUCUAUCGCAUCAUCUCUUCCGACAGUCUAUGGAGGUGUGACGUUCAACGGUGUGCCCUUGGCUGCCCGCGACCUGUCCCGGACAGGCGACUUGCGCGCUUCGCCAUUCAGUUACCUUUCUGUCACUUGCAAUCACCCCUUGACUGUGGCACGCAUUAGAGCUUUGAUGAAAAACUGAAACGCAGGAGACCUCGAUAUUUCCCGAUUUCCCAGGAGGCAUUUGGAGUUAUUACCGCAGAAAAUAAUAAUGUCUGCUGCUCUGAUGGGAAAAAGGGUGCCAGCGGGAGUGGUACCGUCGCAUUAACGGCGGGAGGAGUCACAGAAGAUAAGUUCGACGGUUCCCGUUAAUGUCGUCCAGAUUGAUCUACCCUGCUCCCAAGCUGGUUCUGCUGGCUCUGUUACAUCAAAAUAAAAUUAUCACAGUUUAUAGACUCAUUGAUUCUUGAGGCCACGCACUAUUCGUGGGAGAAUUCUGGGUCCGUUUCAGCAACUUAUCAUUCUCCCUUCAGAAGAUUUAUUUCACAGUUCAGGCUAAGCAGGAGGUGACCCCCAAAGGGACACCUACCCGUCGACCCAUCGUGUCGCGUAAUCUCCUCUGUCGGCUUGGGCGAAGGAAGCGAGUGUGAAAGCGAGGCCAUCGGAGGUUCGGGAGGAGGGAAACGAAUCGACCUCCGGCAUUGUCACAAAGAUCCGCAAGGAAAUGAAGAUAUAGAAAUUAAAUUUUUGUUGAGGUUUUGCUUCUCCUAUACGAUCAUACUUCUUCCGACACCGAUUAGACUCCGUUCCUACAUCAGUAAAUCUAUUUUUCUGUCUGAAGAUCCGACGAUAUGCGACUUAAAAGACAUGCAUCAUAACUGUGAUUGCACCACCACACCAAGGCCUAUCCAUCACCACAUCCGCCGUCUUCGUUGAAGCAGGAGUCGAGAGAAUCAGGCGUCCGUUACGACAGUCAGAAUAAUCGGAAACUAGUCCAUGCCGAGGCAAGUAUUAGGAUUAGGACGACGAUGGUCAGGACGCAGAUGGCAGAGACUGUUACGGCUUCUGACAGGUUACUCCCACAUGAAAUCUCUUAGUCUGUUUUGGGAACGGAGUCUCCUUGCCUGUUUCUUCCCCGAAACUCCUCCGUCCCUUAUAUUUAAUGUCCUUGGGCUUCUUCGACUAGACAUUUGUCCUCAGAUAUAAGUAGCUGAAAGUUCACAGGAUUCCGUGUGGCACAAUCUGACUUUGACAGUCGUAGUUUCAGAAAACGGAUAAUCUGAUUAGGGGCUAUGAAAACUCAAAUAGAAACGGCGCCAUCAUGGCAUUUCGUUCAACAAUCCUAUUUAUUUACGAAAUAACGUAACGGAGAUGCAGAGAACUGGGAUGAUGAACCCACCAGAGGAACAUUUAGCAGGUAUCUUUCUUUGCAACUUUCCAUAUGAUGACAUAACAGAAGUAAAAGGAAAACCAUAGACGAGAUCUAGAACGUAUGUCGAUGGCUUCAAUGAAUAUAAUCCAAGCAAAAACAUUCUAGGUCUCUAAAUAAAUCAAUGAAAUAACCUUGGAGGUGAGAGUAAUUGAUAUCAAAUAAGCUGAGAUCAUUGAAAAGUGAACGAGUAUUUCUAAGUUUAAUCUCCUAUGGUUUAUCCGAUGUUCCUCACGCGGAGAAUCCACUGCAUCCAUCUCUCGCUUGUGAUCAGAAAUACUUAUUUUUCACAUUUUCAUUGGUUAGCUAGUUAUCAAGUGAGCUUAGCUGUAUCCUUCAGCGUGAAGAUCAAAUAUGACCAUUAAACAAACAAAAACUGACAAAGAAUGGUUUAGCCAGUAUCCUUUACUAUGGAUCGGUAAAGGCUUCCCUAUGUCAUGAACUGAGAGUCUUGAAACACAUUGUUCGCAUUUUAUAAUAAGCAACUUUAUUUAUCUUAUGAUGUGAUGUAUUAUUUUUGAAUCUUUGAUACUUAUUCCAGAAAUUAUGCAAUUUGCACAUUUUCUACUGACGUUUCACUUCUUAGGAAUAAUGAUAAAUUUGUAGACAAGGAUUUAUGAUAAAUAUAAAACAAUUUCAAUAAAGCAGCCCACUUAUCUAAGAAAAACAUUUUUUGUAACCUAGGGACAUUCAAUCAGAAUACGGAUGGGCUUUCUAGCAGAUUAUGCAUAAUGACUACAAGUGCUUGGUGAGAUCUUUCUCAGUCUUUCAUUUUGAUUUCCUUUCACUAAAUAAGACUGGAAAUAGAGAAUAAGAGAAUAGAGAUUAUGACUUGGACAGAAGAUAAGAGUAGAGAAUAAACAAGGAUAGAUAAAAAGACUCUGAAGGAGGGGUAUGUUUCGGGAAGGUUCUUGCUCAUCUUUAGACUGGCCUCUAUGUUCCAGAGCAGCUCAAUGUCAUGGUGGUGAAUAAUCAAUGGUUCCAUCAUCAUCUUCAAAACCUAUCAUCAAUUGUCACCACCGCAUCCAACUCCACUACCACCAUUAUCACUCACACUACCACCUUCAAUGUCUAUGCUGCCACUAAUUUCAUCGCCGUCUUGGCCACAAGUUGCAACACAGACAAAUAUGAAGAACACUAUGAAGCAGAAUAUGAUGAUAGUAGGGACAAAAAUCGUAUCCAUCUUUAUGUUCACCUAUAGGAAUAAAUAUGCAAAUAUAGAAGAGAAAUCACUAAGCUAUUAAGAAUUAUGAUGAGAACAAAACUACCACCAUACACCUCUAAUUCAUGUAUCAAUGCCCUCCAGACGACUCACACAUUAGGGUGUCAAUAAUAGACUCUUAUCUCCUUCUAUAAAAACUUCACUUGUAAUAGAAGAAAGAAGAGAUACUAAGAAAAAAGAAGAUAGCUGAUGGAGAGAGAUAAUAGAAAGAAGAGAGAGAGAGAGAGAGAGAAAUCUCUCAUUGUCCAUCGUACUCAAAAAAAGAGAAAUAUAUGCCCCUAUUUAUAGAAAAAAAAGAUAAAUGCCCCUUAAAAUAAGACAUUUCGAUCUACAUGUGAAGAGCCACCUCCUGUCUCAACAUUCAAAAGAUGUGCAAGAGAGCCUCUCCUAUCUUACUCACUUGGGAGAUGUCUGAGGAGUGAGGAAUGAUGAUGCGGUUUUCACCUCAUCUUGUUUGACCUAGUUGGGGGUCAUGUAGGGAGAGAAAAAUAGUUGUCACCUCAUCCCUUUUGACCUGUUUAGGGGUCGUGUAGGGAGAGAGAGAGCAAGAAACGAGGGAGAUUGAAGCCAUCACUUUUGAGAUGUUGAUAAAUCCAAAAAUCAUGAUGAAUUAUGUUGUUGUUUUUCUUUUAAAAUUUAUGCGAUAAUACUUAUAAUUCAACUUAAUCACUCAAUAUAGGUAGAGUGUAAGUAAGGGGUAGAAUCCACAAGGAGGAAUGAUAGAAAUCUGAAUUCAAGUUUUUCAUGAAGAGAAAGGAAAUUCAAAUAGAAGAAAGGGGAAAAUAGCUGAGAAGAUAAAGAAGAAAUGGAAAGAUGAUCUUGAAGAUCUUGAUCUUAUUUCCAAGAUCAGAAUUUUCUAGAUCAGGGGAGAUAUGAAAAUAUGAUAUGAGGAUUGAUGAACCACAAAAUAAGUAUGAGAAAAAGAAGUCUUAAACUAAUUUUUAUGAUAUUACAAAUGAUAGUUGUGAUCAAAUCCAAUCAAUGAUGCUUAUUCAAACAAUCAUUCAAUCAAGGACUUGUAUACUUUGCCCAGGCCAUAGCGGUUUGUAACCAGAAAGAUGAAUGAAAAGAGAAAGGAAAGAAUUCACUAAAUCAGAAGUUUGAACACAAGAUUGAUCUCUGGUAACCCUCUUUCCUAUUGGCCAACCAAAUGCUGGGGGCAAGACUAAAAGAUUUGUUUCUAAGUUUGCAGCCCUGUUAUCAUAAGGGUUAGGACAUGGAUGGAAAGAGGAGAUAAUGAUGAAGCAGCCCACAAAAUUUCAGCCCUGAACUCCUUUUGGUUCGUCAAAUAUCAUGAUUUAAACUUGGGUUAAUCUGAGUCGUUGAUCUUUUUCUCUCUCCUCCAUGUUGCCGCCAAGUUCAUUUAGGGUUCCACAUUUUUUUAAUCCUUGUAAGCUUCAGUGAAUGGCCAUGAUUAGGCAUAAAUUUUCCACUUUACUUGCCUCAUUAAUCCCCUAACAUGUGUCCACUGAAUGAGGUUCCACCAUGUGUAUAGGCAUCAGCUCGCAUUCAUUAUAGUUUUAAUCAUCAAAUUUUUUCUUCUCACCACGUGUCCUUGCACACUUGAAAAUAAGAACAUUAGUCCUAUGCAUGGCUUCAUUGUGAUGCAAUGCACCUUCAUAAUGAUUGGAUCAGCCAAUCAUUGACAAAAAUGAGUAAACACGAUUGAAACAACAUAUUGAGAUGACAUUAAAUCUCGAUAAAAGCUAUUUAAAACCAUAAGAGCCUAUAAAUAAAUCUGAGAAAAUAUAUUUUGACUUGUAAAUUAAUUUUUUUAAGAAUCCAAUAUCAGAAAAUUCUACAAAAAAGACUAAAAAAGUAUAGAAAAAUUAUAUCAUUAAUCUUAAAAAAUAGAAUGAAUCAUUUUAAGAUGUGAUAAUAUGCAUAGAUUAUCAUUUAAAUGUAAAUAUAAAUGUGAAGUUUAUAAUAUUAAUAUAAUAAUUAGUAUGUUAUCAAAUGUGUGGGCUCACUUGCAUGUAGAUCGAGAUGUCUCCUUUUAGGGGGUGUUAUCUUUUAUUAUUUUCUAUAAAUAAGGCAUGUAUUUCUCCUUUUUUAGUAUGAUAGACUAUGAGAGAUUUCUCUCUCUCUCUCUUCAUUUUAUUCUCUCUCUCCAUCAAAUCUCUUCUUCUUUCUUGAUAUCUCUUCUCUUUUCUAUUAUAGGUGAAGUCCUUAUAAAAAAAGAUAAGAGUCUAUUGAUAACUCUCUAAUGUGUCGGUUGUCUAGAAGGUAUUGAAACAUGAAUUAGAGGUUUAUACUAGAAGUUUUGUUCUCAUUAAGAUUCUUGAUAGCUUGAUGAUUUCUCUUCUACUUAUUUUUAUUGAUAUUCAUAACUUUAGUUUCUACUAUUAUUUGUGAUUUUGUACUUGCAUAUUUAUUCUUACAAGUGAUAUUAGAGUAUUGAUUUGAUUAUUAAUGAAUUUACUAUGACUUCUAAGGUGCACACUAACAUUUAGAAGUUACAUAAGUCUUCUAAAUUUAAUCUCUAAAAGUAUCAUAUUUAUGAUAUGUUGUUCUAAAAUGACUUGUAUAUAAUUUUGGAUGGACCAAAAUAGACAAGAUCAAUACUAAUGGUUGAGAAAUAAUAAAAAAGGAGGCUGAAGGUUUAUUUGUAUAUGUUUGUUUGAUUGUGCUCUUCAACAAGUCAUGAAUAAAUAUAAUUCAAAGAAACUCUAAAAGAAGUUGAAGAACCAAUGUGCAUUAAAUUUGAUGAUAAAUAAAUUGACAUUGAAGAGAAAAUUAUCUAAAUUACCCAUGUUAAAUAGAGAUGAUUUGACAUCUUAUUAAUUAUUUUAAUCAAUCAAUAAAUUACUUGUUUCAUAUAAAAUAUAAUUUUUCUUAUGAGAAUUUUUUUUUGUUCUACUUGAUUCACUUCUUAAUUCAUAUGAUCAUCUCAUUAUAACCUUGUUGCAUGGUAGUACAACACAUGUUCUUGAAGAUACUAUUGACUCAUUGAUGAAAUAUUAUCAUGAGAAGAAAGAUGUUGAUGAGCCUUGUGGUGAAGGUUUAUAUUUGAAGGGUGAAAAAGAACGUGAAAGGUAGAAGGAGAAGGGAUCAUUAGGAGACAAGAAAAGUCAGUUCAAGUUCUAAAAAAUUAGUUGAAAGACUAAACUUGUCAUAAGUGUUAUGAGAAGAAACACUUGUGAAGAAAUUGUUUAAGGAAUAAGAGUGAUAAAAUAGCAAGAGGUGAACCUAAUUUGGCAAAUGUUGCAAAGGUUGAGAACAAAGAAGAUGGUGGAAUCUUAUUUUGGUCUUGUUGUUAUUGAGUAGUUGUCAAACAUAUGGAUUCUUACUAUUGACUAAUUUGACUCAUACAAGAGUACAAUAAUAGUUGUUUUCAUAAAAAACAACAUAGCUUGCUAACUUGCAUUAGUUUGGUGAAGGUUUGAAUGUUUAACGGAGUGGUUUGAGAGUUAAGAAAUAUUUCUCAUGUUUUAAUAUUGUACUAGAAUUUAAUUUCACUUUGAGUAUUGAAAGUUAAUAAAUGUUACUUAAAAAGAGAGAAUGAAAUCCUCAAGAUUAUCAAGAGAUUAUUCAUUAUGAUGAAGAAAAGACAUCAAUGAAUAAAUAUUUAUAAACUUAGAAAAAUACUGAUGUAGGUAGAGUUUGUGUUGUGACACCAAAUGAUUUAAUGAUUGAUGAUACUCUUUUAUAACACGUGAUUGAGCCAUAUGAGUGAGACAUAUAAAGAAUAAUUAUAUAUAUGAGGAUUGCUAACUAAUGUGAAAACUUACAAAUUAGAUUAUUAUAAGUACUGUAUCAUGAGAAAAUAAUACAUGGUAAUAAUUUAAGGCAAUGAAACAUGAUAUAGAUGGUGUGUUAAAUUAUAUUCAUUCAAAUGUGUAUGAUUUAGUUGAUGUGAUGUCGAUGGAUAAUACUUGUUAUUUUUUUACUUUUAUUGAUAAUUUUUCUAGAAAAAUAUUUUGAAAGUAUAAAAUUAGAAGUAUUUAUGAAGUUCAAGACUUGGUGUGUAAAGAUAGAGAAUGAGAUGGAGAAGAAAAUAAAAAUCUUGUGAACUAACAAUGAUAUAGAAUUUAAAAAUUCUGAAUUUGAUUAGUUUUAUGGUGAACAUGAUAUUCAAUAUUAUUAUACAAUGAAAAAUAUUCCAUAAUAGAACACUAUUACUGAGUGAAUGAACUAUAUAAUUGUUGAGAGAGCAUAGUGCUUAUGGUUGAAUGUCUACUUGUUCAAAGAGUUUUGAGUAGAAGUUGUGAGUAUGAUAUUCAGUGAAUAAAUCAUUAAAUUUUGCUCUUAACAGGAAGAUUAUUGAAGAAGUAUGAACUAAAAAUCAUGUUGACUAUUUAAAUUUAUGUAUAUUUAAAUGUCCAAGAUAUGUCCUAACACUUACUAAUGAGAAAAUCAAAACUAGAUCUAAAGUCUAGAAAAUAUAUCUUCUUGGGUACAAUACUAGUGUGAAAAGAUAUUGACUUUAUGAUUGAAAAAGAAAAAUAUUAUUUUAAUAGAGAUAUAGUCUUUGAUGAAAAUCAUAUAUUGAAGUUCUUUUCUAUAGAACACAAGAUUCAAAAAUCUAAUAAUACUUGUGUUGAAGAUAGAGUAAGAUUAAAGGUAAAAAUUGUGUAGAGUCUUCUUAGUUUUAUUAUAAAUGAAGAUCGAGUGAUAUAAUUAUCAAAUAUUCUUGAUUAUAUUAUUGUUAGAUGAGGUAAGCAUAAAGUAAAGCCUCUUACUCAUCUUGAUAAUUAUAUUAUCUUUAAAUUAUUUAUAAGAGAUGAUGUGCUAAUAAUUUUUUGAGAGGUAAUUAGUUGUUUAAAAAAAGAGAAAUGACUACAGGCCAUGUCUAAAGAAUGAGCAUCUUUAGACAAGAAUCACACUUAAAAAUUAGUAGAUCUUCUUACAAGAAAGUGAGCUAUUAAGUGUAAUUGAGUGUACAAAAAGAAGUUGUCAAUAAUUGAUGAUGAUUAAUCAUAAUACAAGACAAGACUUGUUGUAAAAUAUUUUACAUAGAAGUAGAGAAUUAAUUAUAUAAAGAUCUUUUCACCUAUUGUGAAGUACACAUCUAUUUAACUUGGUGCUUGAAUUAAAGUCUUUCUAUAUUGUGACAAUUAAAGUGAUAUUUGCUUGGCAAAGAAUCAAGUCUAUUAUGUAUGGUCGAAAUAUAUUGAUUUGCAGUAUCACAAGAUUUAUGAAUUUGAUAAAUUUUAGAGAUAUCUCUUUAGAGAAAGUUCACAUAGAAAAGAAUAUUAUGAAUAUAUUAACAAAAGUUGUCAUAGUAGAGAAGUUCAAAUAUUAUGUAAAUUUGAUUCAUAUUGUAGGUACUUUAUAGAAGGUGAAGAACAUACAAUAUAAAUGAACAUCAACAUCGGGUACAAUGAUGAUGGCUGUCAAGAUAGAAUUUGGUGGGGUGAGUAAUCAUUAUGAGUUCUGGACCUGACCCAAAAGCCAUAGAUCUUGUAUUGAGUAAUCAUUAUGAGUCACUAUUAAAGGUCAACUAUCUCUUGUGGACAUUGAGCAUACUAUGUGAGAACCUCAUCCUUGGUCAUACCCAACAUGUCAUUGUCUACUUAUAAGUAUUUUUGCGAGUGGAUUAUUGUUUCUUUGAAUCAAUGAAUGAAACCAUGUCACCAUACAUAGUCAGCCAACUUCCACCAGCAUAUAGUGGGCUAUAUUUGACAUUUGGUAGAAAGACAAUGGAUGCAUGUACGCAUCGGCAGUCUCCCCUUGAUAUGCCUAAAGUAAUGCCUCUUGUGGGCUGAUGUCAACGAUUGAUCAAUCUUCUUUCUUUGGGGAAAAACACCCGAAAUAUCAAAUAAAAAUGGGUCGUGUUUAACUUUUUAUUUUUCAACAAUCGUCAAAAAUAGAUAUCAAAUGCCAGGGCUCUUAUGCUUCGGUAACUAGAGAUUGACAACUACACAGGAAUUAAACUCUAAUCACCACAACAUUAUGUUUGCGCAAAAAAUGUAAUUUUUUCCCAAUGUCGGGCCCUGUGCUCAGCCACGACAGUGCAUACCACAAUGGAACCUUAGCGGCUCCCACCGCCCUACACAUCCACAUCACAGUCAACAGGACGGCAAGAACGAUCUCAAUCAAGCCCAGCGCUGGACCUAGUCAAAAAGGUCACCCACACCAGACAUAAUAGGUAUCCUAUAACGUCAGCGGCUUGGGUUGGCAAUCCCUCGGGAAUUUCCCCUGGUAUCUUAGUCUUCUGUCAUCAUCUUCUUUUGGCCCUCUCUCCGUCCCUCUCUCUCUUGCUCGCCCUCCCUCUCUCCCUCUCCUCUCUCUCUCUCCCCCCCUCUCUCUCUCUCUCUUUCUCCCCCUUUCUCUCUCCCUCUCUCUCCCUUUUCUCUCCCCGUCCCUCUCGCUGUCUUGCUCGCCCUCCCUCUCUCCCUCCUCUCUCUCUCUCUCUCUCACUUACCAUUUUGGGCUUUCUUGUGAAACAUCUUACUUUACAGGGAAACUAAGUAAAGAUCUCCAAGUUUCCCAAUGGUUUAUUGGGGUUGUCAUUUGGUGACCGAAACGUUUAAAACCUCGUUAUAUUUGAACGUGGAUAAGCAGAUCUAUUGGUGAUUUAAACUAGAGUAACCGUCAUCUAUAACAUUUUUCUGGCUUCUCAUUGGCCAGCCCAAUGAUAGGUGUUUCGUCUUUCUUGUUGACACUUAACAGAAUAAACCGAUAUAUAGAGGCAAUAUCCCCCGCUUUCCCAAAGGUUGGUUACUUCGUGCCCGGAACUACCAGUUAGUCUCACGAGACAUCUUCAGAGCAGAAAGUUAUCUACAUUCCACUUUAAGUCACCGAGUAGUUGGACAAGUUUCAAUGUAUUUAGUCAUAAGAUUCCACUUUAAGUCUGCGAGUAAGAUCUUUCCUUGAAUAGAAACCUCAGUUAUUCGAGUUACGAGUCUCUCUUUCCUAAACGCCUCUAUUCAUAUGAGGAGAUUAACUCAUGCGAUACAUCACGAUGCUUGACCCGCCAUUUUGUCCAAUCUACGCGCGCUCUUCAUGUUCCGGACGAAACUACAUGAUCUUGCUUCACCAAAAGUCCCAUUAAAGUCAGUAAUCGUAAGACGGAUCUCAAUCAAACGUUCAAUCAUAAUUCCACCACCAUAAAAAUACAUUCUGAGUGCAGACACUCAGAAUAUCAACAAGCGCCAGGUGUGCUCAUCAUUGUGAUGGCCUCGUCCAGCUGAACCUUCAACAGCCCCCCCCACCCCCGCCGCCCCCGCCCCCGCCCCCGCCCCCGCCCCCACCCCCGCCGCCGCCACCCCCGUCGCCGCCGCCGCCGCCGCCGCCGCCACAGCCCCCGCCCCCCCCGAAGUCAAAGCCGCCACCCCCGCCGAAGCCAAAACCGCCGCCCCCGCCGACGCCACCGGAGCCACCGCCACCACCUCCGGCUAUGCCAGCGUCCACACCACAGGCUGUGGCACAGGACCUGAUAAGUCCCACAACUAUCCCGAUGGCGAUAAAGACGGCAACGACGAUCCAAACUAUUAUAGGCGCAUCCAUUAAUCUUCGCUGUCCCCCUGCCCCGCUCAGGACCCUGUCAGAUGAGGGUAACCCUCGAAGGACACACCUAUAUAUAGAUCUCAUGGGUUUCCCUUGACGUUAGCGGCUUGCGUUCACGAUUCCGUCUCAAGAAAUUUCCCGCCGCUUUCGGUCGAAAAUCAUCUUCCUCCGGCAACACGCUACGUGUUGACUAACAUGACGUGUCUCCGACGUAGACCCCGUCUUCUUUGUGUCAAGCUAUUUUUAAUAACAAAAUUAUUCAAUCAUCUACAGAAGAAAACAUCAAGACCGAAUUAUCUACCCCAAACAAUUUAUUUCCAGAUUCUUCAAGUCAUGCUUUUAAUUGUACAAGACCCCAGUUUCCUCUGAAGAAGCCUCAGCAAGCAAUUAUAAAUAUAAUGUGUCUUAAAUAAUAAUUAAUUCAAAUGUGGAGUACUUAAUCUCACUUAAGCUAUUUUAUUUGAUUUAUUCAGCAAAACUUUGGGAAUCAAGUUCGUGCACAGUGUCGGACCCACGCUCAUCCAUUCAUUUUUCACAAACAACCUUUCCCUACUGUUCCUUGUUGUCGUACCCUCCUUGCCGAUAGCAAAGUUGCAUAAAUAGAUGAGCAGAAAUUUUACCGGUACGCCCUCGAGGCUUCCGCAGAACAUGAGGUGUCUCGGAUACUUUUCCUAUUUGAAAAGUUUAAUGGUACAAAAGGAUUUUUACAGAUAUGCAAGGAUAUUGGAGCGAGAGUAGUGAGCCUGCUGUUAUCCAGGGAUGUCUUAUCGGCUUCCUCGAGCUGUUUCCCCCUCAUGAAAGUGGUACGAACCAACAGGGGAGAAGCUCAGUGAGCGUGGUGGCGUCCUCUCUCAUCCCGCGGGAGCUAAUGGAGAUGUACGCCCCUCCGUCCUCCACGCUCACGCUCACCUUCACCUCCUCCUCUUCCUCCUCUUCCUCGGCCUCCUUCCGUCGCCCCAGCUUGCCCUGCGUAGCCAGGCACCGCUGCUCUCAUCCAGCCAGCUCCGCCGCCGCCGUUGGCACGUCCGCCUCUCUAUCGCACCAUCUCUCUUCCGCCAGUCUAUGGAGGUGCGCCGCCCAACGGCGUGGCCUUGUCUGCCCGCGAGCAGCACCAGACAGGCGACUUGCCCGCUUCGCCAUUCAGGUACCUUUUAGUCACCUGCGAUCACCCCUUCACCGUGGCAGGCAGUGGAGCUGUGAUGAGCAUUUCGAGUGAUACCGUAGAAAAUAAUAAUUUAUGCUGCUCUUAUGCAAAAAAGGGUGUCAGCGGCCGUGAUACCUGUCGCAUUAACGAUGGGAGGAGUCAGGGAAGAGAAGCUCCACAGAUGUCGUCAAUGACGCCAAAAUUGAUCUACCGUGCUUACAGUGACUACCAAAGUGCUUCUCCCCGAGGAUGAUCUUGUUUACCGCAGGAUCAUAAAUUCAUUGUCAGACUUUUAUCAAUCUGACUGGGGAGCCAAUUUAGAUAUAAACUCAUGGUUAUGAUUUUACGUUGAGGAUAAACAUAAUUUAGGAUAAUUCAAGAUGAAUGCCUGAAAGAUACUAAUGUUAGUCUAUUGACGCUCCAAUGUAUCAUGUCAUUCAAGAAUCAGCACAUGAGUACGUGAGGCAAUGCUGCUUGAACUUACGUGGCAGUUUCUUCGGGAAAAGCUAUUGUGCGUGUAUGCUGCGUGCAUACAUACAUACAUACAUACAUACAUACAUACAUACAUAAAAUUUGGAGGGUGACUAAUGUUAGGAAAAAGUGGCUGAGAACGUGCUAGCUAUAUGUGAAGAAACCAGGAAUCAUGGUCCUUGUCUUUGAUUAGGAUAUAUCUUCCUUCUGAUUAGUUGCUGGAAAAGAAUGUAGCAAUAAUUAAUAUUUAUACGAAGGAGAAACGUUGAAGAAAAAUAUGUAUAAAAAUCAGACGUCAUUCACUUGUUGUUUUUCUUUCUGAAGAGCAAUGGUGAUGUAAAUGGGCUGAGCCAUAGCUUAAAAUAAACUAGAUGGGUCAUGGAAUCGUGAGGAGUUUUUGGUGACUGAUAGUGUACCGUCUCUAUUAUCUAUCCCCUUAUGCCCUUGACUUUUCAGCAAGACCGAGGUUCCUGAGGUUUAAAACUUUUGAAGUUGAAUUCGCAUGAACUAUUACCAGUAUAGUUUGUGCAGAGUUUUAGAUCGGUUGUAGCCAAGGUUCACCCAAGACUCAAUCUCAGUACUAGAAACGAUAUCAUCAUCGCUGCUUACAUAAUGGCUUGCAAUAAUUCAUGAAAAGGCGAGAGCAGUACUAUCAUAACUUUUCCAUUAUCAUACAGCAGCUGGAAAAUUUUGUCACACAACUUCUGCAUGGGUUUUAAUGAGCCAUUAUUAUGCUACACUUGAGAAGUUAAAUGACACUUUAGAUCCAUCUUUACUUAUCUAAGGACGGAGUAUAUUUUUGCAGUAAAACUCCUGCAAUUCGUUCUUGAAACAUUUUCUAGGCGUAAAUACUGUAAAAAAAAAUUAUUAUGGGAAGGAAUAUAGGCCUUAUUUUAAUUUCUGCGCCACAAUCGGGUGGUUUGUACUAAAAAAUGAUUCACAUUUUUUAGGCUUCAUAUUUUUUUCUUCAUCUGCUAUUGCUUUUUUUUUUAAGCCUCAAUCAUUGUUCUGCAAAUCUUUGUCUCUUCAAUCAUGCUUCUUCCGUGGACAUCCCAGGCCUGCUCCCAAGCUGGUGCUGCUGGUGCUGCUGGUACUGAUCCUCCAAAAGGAAACUUUUCAAAGUUUUUGGAACCCGUUUGGAGAUUCUUGAGACCUCACACUAUUCGUGGUACAGCUCUGGGUUCCUUGUGAGUUUCUUAUAUCAUUCUCCCUUUAGAAGCUGUAUUUCACGGUCCUUCAUGCAUUUAUAGCCUACUUGAUGACGAGGCCAGAGUACAAUUUUCUCCAUUUUACCUUCAUUGUUUAUUUCCUUUAUUGGCAGGGCUUUGGUUUCACGAGCUUUGAUAGAGAACAAAGAUUUGAUAAAUUGGUGGCUGGUAUUCAAGGCAUUUUAUGGUCUCAUAGCACUUAUAUGUGGGAAUGGAUAUAUUGUCGGGAUCAAUCAGAUAUAUGAUAUCGGAAUUGACAAGUAAGCUCAAGUCUAACAACUGUAUGACUCAUUUCAUAUUUCUUUCUGACUUUUCAUCUAAUUUAGUUUCUAGGUGAGUUUUUGGGUCGCUGAUGUUUGAGUCUUGGUUAUCAUUCUGGGAAGUUGGCAUAGGAAAUCUUACCAUUAUUGUGAUUUUUUAGUAUUAACCUUUAUCAGUUUAUCUGCAGAGUCAACAAGCCCUACUUACCUAUUGCUGCAGGGGAUCUCUCAGUUGACUCGGCAUGGCUGCUGGUGUUAUCUUUUGCAGCUGCUGGGCUUUUGAUUGUUGUCUUAAACUUUGGACCGUUCAUCUCUUCUCUUUAUUGCCUAGGGCUCUUUCUUGGCACCAUUUAUUCUGUGCCUCCUUUUCGAUUAAAGAAGUAUCCAGUUGCAGCAUUCCUUAUCAUUGCCACGGUUUGUUAGUUGUCUCUUUUAUUCCAAUUAAAGGUUAUCUUUCACAGUCAUUUAUAAAUAUAUAUUUAUAUAUAUAUAAUCAUUUAUAUUUUCAUGAUGACCGUAAUGGAUAUGUAUUCAUUUAUCACCUUGUGUGAAACAGUAAUGUUGGAUUAUCUUUUUGAGCUAUUGGGUCAUAUCUAUCUGUGAGAUACUAAUAGGUGCAUCGGUUCUGUUACUUUGAAAUGAAUUAAAUUUAUCCAUUUUUCAUGUGUGAGCCUAGGAAAGAGUUUCAGAAGAGGGUAUAUGGAAUAAAAGAGAGACAUAUUCAUCUAACGUGACCCUUACAUUUCUAAAUAGUUUACGUGUAUGAGUCCCAGAAAACUGUUUCAGAAGUUUUACGGGUGAGAUAUAUUGAAUCAAGCUUUUUUUUUAUCCUGCAUCAGUGAUGUCGAGUUAUUAAUAAAUCGAUGUAGUUUUCUUAUCCCAGGUGACCAGUCAUAAUGAUCUUGUAUUUUAUAUGACAGCAAGUUCCGAGCUGAACACCAAACACAAAUCAUGCUUGUGCGUAAAAUGGUUAAAGACGAGUAGAGAAGAUAUACGAUUUAGUGAACUAACCAUUAUGUUAUCUUUUCCGACCGACCAUCUGGUUCUUUAGUUUUGUUGCGAGUUUGACUCAGCCGGAUUACUUUGUGCUAGAUUUUCAGAUUAUUCAAAAUAUUUGGUGGGGCUAGCUUAGGUGGUGUUCAAACGUUCCUCCCAAGCCUUAUUGUCAUUUCAACUACUCAGCAUAAGAGUUUUUAUAUCAUACUUGGAUAUGUCCUUGUUACGUGCUUUGAUACUCUCUUCAUUAAACUGACAUUUUCAGGUACGAGGAUUUCUACUUAAUUUUGGUGUGUAUUAUGCCACCAGAGCUGCACUGGGUCUUACCUUUGAGUGGAGGUGAGAAGAUAAUAUCAAUCAAAUAUAAUGGGAUUCUAGUUUAGUGGUAUCCAUCCACAUGAUGGUGUCAAUAGAUAUUAGCCACCCUGUGAUAAAAGAUCUUUGUUUGCUAUUAUCACAAUAAAACACAAAUUCAUUGUUAGAGAUACGGAACUGAGUGCAGGCUUCGUAGUGAUGUCGGUAUCUGAUGCCAAUUAAACCUUUUUCUACUCUAUAUAUUCUCAUCACUUUCUUUGUUUUGAAAUACGAGACCAACAUCCUUUAGGAAGUUUCUCGUGCUUCAUUAUGAACCUGGCGUUAAUUUCUAAUACGAGAGUGGCAUUUCCUGCAUGCAGUUCCCCAGUUGCUUUCAUCACGGCCUUUGUGACAGUCUUUGCUCUGGUCAUUGCAAUAACCAAAGAUCUUCCAGAUGUUGAAGGAGACCGGAAGUGAGUGGCACCAAAGAAUGUCCUAUGUUUGUUGAACUUUGUCCCGAUCUCUUUUUUAUUUGUAUUUAUACGCCUGUGUUUUUGUAUGUAAAUAACUACUGAAAAUGACGCCCUUCACAAGAUUCAAACUAAAUCUCAGUUAAUGGUGUAGGCACAUCUGUAUAACCGCAUGUUUUUUAUUCCCUACUUAGUAAUAUUUUUAUGUGAUUGCUGUAUGGAAGCCAUCUUUUGGGCUUGGUCACAUGGACAAUAGAAAUUUGGUACGAAAUUCUGAGAACUGCCGUUGGCUUGAAAGUCAUGUCAUGUUGAAGUAUUCAACCAAUUGAAUUCAAAACUAAUGAGUUAUGGAUAUAGCAAUGCCGUUGGCAAACCAUGAUGUCAUACUAUGAUAACAGAAGGGUAAAAAAUUAAUAAUUUGAAAUAGGACACAGAUUGGCUCUAGGCUUUUUCUGAUUCAUACUAAUGCUGGCCUUCAUUGGACAGAAGAAAAACCUUAAGGUACGUUUACAUCGCAUUGAUAGAUAUACGUCUGAAAUGAUUUAGCUAAGUUUAUAUUCAAAUGGGCUCGUACUAUUGUCAGCCAUAAGACACCUCUGCUUAGGGAAUAUUGACAAUCUACAUGGUGGGUUACAUUCAUCAUACUAGAUGUCCCAGCACUUUUGAGAAUCAAAGUGGGACCAGAUUAGGUGAAUUGACUGAUUUCUGGUUUGUCAUGGACUGAAUCUCGAAUUAACUUUUUUAAAAUGUUAACAAUAAAAUUUUGAAAAAAAAAAUUCAAAGUAUUAGAAGAAAACCUUAUACUUUCUGGAAAAUGUGAAAAAAUGUGCUUACAAGGAAGUAGUAGGUUUGAAUAUAAUUUUUAGGUCACUGAUUUGGUGAAUUUUGAGGUAAUGCUGGGAGUCUUGGUCGGUGGCAUGAACAUAAAAACCCCAGUAAACCAAAUUACUCAUUCAACUAGAAGAUGGCGUAGCCAAUUUAUAUAUUUUAUCCAGAAAAAAAAGGCCAAUACUUUAUUCCUCUUAUUUCCUACCCAUUUUAAAUAGAACCAUAUUUCUCUCCUCAUGACACCGAACUAUUUUCAAAUAAUAAAUAGUUUCUGGGCGCAGUGGUUCUUGCAUUAGGACUUGUUUUUCUAUCAAUGCGGAAAUUAUCACACUAUUCAGUACCCUUUCUCAUGCUUUAUAUUUUCAUCAUAGGUUUCAGAUUUCAACAUUGGCAACAAAGCUCGGGGUCAGGAACAUUGCCAUCCUAGGUUCUGGGCUUUUGUUGGCGAACUACCUGGGCGCUAUACUUGCUGCUGUUUAUAUGCCUCAGGUGAAACGUAUACCAGUAGAGGCCCAGUGCCUUUAGUUCUAGUGUCAAGAUGCCUCUGAUCUUCUUCUCAAUUGCUUGUUGUCCAUGGUGACUCUAAUAUCUGAUCUUUUUUGGUCUGAAAUCGAUUCAUUCUAAAAGCAUUUCCGCUAAAAAGCCUGCUUUAUUUCACACUUAUAUUCUACUUAGAUAAAAUAUUUUCUUCCUAUGCAGGCUUUCAGGCGCAAUUUGAUGGUCCCCGUCCAUGCUGCUUUAGCUCUUGCUUUGAUUUUCCAGGUUAUUUGAACCAUACAAAUUGUCGCCGUCGGAAUGAUAUUUAUUUUAUUUUAUCUAUCUGCGCAUUCGUCCUUGCAUGUGAGAGGACGGAGAGAGCUAAAGGGUAGUCCACCUCUUUAAUCCUCUCUUAUUCGAGGCAAUAACCACUUCAACAUAAAAAAUAAAAUAAAAAAUAGAUAAAUUUUGGUUACUUUAUUCCUGGUUGAUAUUUGAUAAUCUUGCAUCGAAUAGUAACCUAGUCAACGCCCUUUCCAUAGGAGGAGAGAAAAAAAUCUCUGAUCUAAGGGAAAUGGGAAGCAUCUGGAGAUGCAAGACAUUGAUUCAAGCAUGGUGUCUGUUUGGACAGAUGGAUCUCUCUGGCGUGCUGCGCCUCAAAAUGAUGGACUAAGAACUGUAAUAUGUAAUGGGAGGACAAUGGUUAGAUGCAGAUUAUGAUCUUCUUUCAAACAAAAAAACAAACAAGUGGAUCCCCAUUAUUUUCCUUCAUCUUCAGUGUAUUACAUUAAUUUUCUGAUGAAAUAUUUUCUGAGCACGUGAAAAAAAAAAAAUCCCAAAAUAGUCUUGAUCUUUUGCCUUCAUAUAUUAUUGAAUAUCUCCUACUCUCUGAAUGAAUAAGAGACAUUUACUUGAUGCUAUGUUGUUGCAGGGAUGGAUUCUGGAGAAAGCAAACUACUCAAAGGUAGAGUAUUUUGUUCUAAUCAUGUUGAUUAUUGAUUCCAAUAAUAUUUUCCAAGCGGUUUUGUUCUUGGGAGCCAUUCUACUAUUGAAUUCCCUCUAAGAAUAUUCCUAGGGGAGAAUGAAUAUUUCAUGUGACAUCUGCAAUGCUCCCAAUGAUGAACUGUGGCUCCGAAAUCAGCGCUCAUGGAGAACAGACCCUGCAAUGCUCCUGGCAAUGGCGGCCCUCCCAUGGCAGACCUUUUGGCCCGAUCUCCGAUCAUGAUCAGGCUAUAUGGACUACCCUUUAUCAUAGUUCUAUGGAGUGUUUGCAAGCUGCAUAUUUUCUCUAAUUUCUUCAAUCUUUCUGUAUGAAUGGCAUUGCAAUAUCAUCGGUCGCUUCUUUCUGGUUUUCGUUGUUUUGAUCCUCUAAAGAUGAAAUUUUCAUAGAACAAUCUCACUAGUUUAGUCAUGAUUUGGGUCUGGUCUAGGAUCGAUAAAUUUUGUCAGAAAAACUUUGAAGUAUAUUCAUUGUUCUUGGCGAAGUUCUCACCUUCUGAUCCUAAGCUUUUUUUUUUUUUUUUUCCUUGUGUCUGCAGGAAGCGAUCUCGGACUUCUAUAGAUUCAUCUGGAACCUCUUCUAUACCGAGUACAUCAUAUUCCCCUUCAUAUAG
Spirodela intermedia is the source of this 17885-nucleotide messenger RNA. The record is from the annotation of a GenBank genome assembly. NCBI's taxonomy places the organism in Eukaryota, Viridiplantae, Streptophyta, Magnoliopsida, Alismatales, Araceae.